Messenger RNA from Aricia agestis (brown argus), 1091 nucleotides. RefSeq lists its product as uncharacterized. Gene Ontology annotation, molecular function: DNA binding. The transcript is spliced from 4 exons. Lineage: Eukaryota; Metazoa; Arthropoda; Insecta; Lepidoptera; Lycaenidae. Gene Ontology annotation, cellular component: nucleus. Bases 1 to 1077 code for a protein of 358 amino acids. The record is from RefSeq and is a predicted model, not a curated record.
AUGAGAUACAUUUCAGGAACCUUCGUAUGGACUAAAAGAGCGGGGAAGCAUCCGCUGCUACUUCUUGACGGAUACACGUAUAGUUAUCAAAAGAGCAACGCUUACGGUCGAGUCUCGUGGUACUGUUCACGUAGACUCAAGGGCUGUAGAGCGGCUGCCGUCAGUCUGGGCAGAAGUGCAGUAGCAUCGAAAUCUCACAAUCACCCACCACCCAAUGUGAACUUGUCCGACGAUGGAUUUAAAAUCCCGCCCAGAAUACGGCCCGGGCGGAACAUGCCGUUCCUUGGCGAGAAAGUAACGGUAGGGGUUAGUCUCUGUGAAGAAUCGCCCUUCACCACUAAAAGUUCGUCGUCCUUAGAGAGUUUGGAAUGGAGUCCAUGUUUACCGAAACGAAGAAAGAAAGUAUUAACACUACAAGAUAAAAAUGAUAUCUUAAAGGCUUUAAGAAAAGGGGAACUAGGAAUAAGAUUAGCCAAAAAAUAUGGCGUAGGUAGCUCUACGAUAUCAGACAUAAAGAAGAAGGCGGACACUAUAAUGCACAAAAUAGAAAAAUUAGAAAAAAAGUCACCGUCACGUGAAAGUCCUCCACUUUGUUCACCAAAGAGUAUCGUUUCGUUACGAAAAAAGAAAAAUUUGAAUUUAAGAGAAAAAAUUGACAUCCUCGAAGCUUUGAAGGAAGGAGAAGUGGGAAAGAAUUUAGCCGUUAAAUAUGGAGUAGGCAACUCCACGAUAACAGACAUUAAGAAAAAUGCGGAAACGAUAAUGGAACAAAAAGAAAUAUUAUAUAGUGAGGAAUGGAGUAAUUUUAAAGAGUUAAAAAAGACAUCACAGCUUUCCGUCCUAGAUGAAAUAUUAUACUCUUGGCUCCUAGAAAGACAAUCAUCUGGAGAGAGUACAACCGCUAGUGCCGUGUGUGACAAAGCAAUGGAACUCUACGCUACACUCGGUGGCAAUGAUAAUUUUUUAGCAAACGAAAAGUGGCUUCAACGAUUCAAGGCUCGACAUUUUAUUAAAAGCUUGGAACAUAAUAUAGAUAAAAAAUCAAAAUGUAAAGAUGAAACGUCUGAUACCGAAUAAUUAAUUAGGUAAAU